This is a messenger RNA of Closterium sp. Naga37s-1, 1383 nucleotides long. The record is from the annotation of a GenBank genome assembly. NCBI's taxonomy places the organism in Eukaryota, Viridiplantae, Streptophyta, Zygnematophyceae, Desmidiales, Closteriaceae.
AUGACGUACGUGUCUCUUGGUCCCGGAAUGAACGAGGUGAUCACAGCGAAUCCCGAGGUGCUGGAGCACAUUCUCAAGAACAAGUUCAACAACUACCCCAAGGGACCCGACUUCCAGUCUUCGUUCGGCGAUCUGCUGGGCCACGGCAUAUUCAACAGCGAUGGAGAGUCUUCAUUCGGCGACCUGCUGGGCCACGGCAUAUUCAACAGCGAUGGCGAGGCGUGGAAGCAGCAGAGGAAGACGGCCAGCCUUGACCUGGAGUUCUCCGCGCGCUCCCUUCGCGACCUCAUGAUGGUGUCCAUUCAAGACGAGGUGCAGCUGCGCCUACUCCCUACUCUGCAGACGGCCUUGGAAUCAGGCUCAUCUAUUGACAUUCAGGACAUUCUCCUGCGCUACACCUUUGACAACAUCUGUCGCAUCGGCUUCGGUGUGGACCCUGGCUGCCUCGCAGCAGGCCUCCCUGACAUCCCCUUCGCCCGGGCAUUUGAUGACGCCACCAAGGCCACACAGAUCCGCAACAUUCUCCCCGACUCCAUUCGCAGCCUCUUCAUGUCAUGGGGCAUUGCACACGAGAAGAUCCUCAAAGCGUCUGUGCAGGAGAUUGACGAGUUCGCACAUAAGGUGAUAGAGACGCGCAAGGAGCAGCUGGAGAGGUUAAGGAAGGGGGGAGCAGAGGCGGAGGAGGAGGGCAGGGAUGAUGUGUCCCUGGGGCACUCCGACAUUCUCUCCAGGAUGAUGAUGCUCCAGAAGGACGACGGGGGCCAGCUGUACUCGGAGCGCUUCCUGCGCGAUGCGUGCACCAACUUCAUCCUAGCUGGCAGGGACACGUCAUCCGUGCUGCUGACGUGGUUCUUCUGGCUGCUGAGCUGGCACCCACACGUGGAGAGCAAGAUAGUGGAGGAGGCAAGAAGCAUCAUUGCCGGCCGUGACGCAGGCGAUAAGAGGGAGACGUUCACGUAUGACGAGCUGCGCAGCAUGACCUACACACACGCGGCUCUCAACGAGGCUCUGCGCCUCUACCCUUCUGUGCCUGCUGACACCAAGCACGUGAGUGAAGACGACGUGUUACCUGAUGGAACGCCAGUGAAGAAGGGGUGGCGGGUGAUGUACGCGCUCUACGCCAUGGGCCGCAUGACACGCAUCUGGGGCCCCGACGCCCGUGAGUACCGCCCGGAGCGAUGGAUCGACAGCGCGGGGCAGCUGAGGAGCGAGUCGCCCUUCAAGUUCCCCGCCUUCAACGCCGGCCCAAGGCUCUGCCUCAGCAGGGACCUAGCCUACCUGCAGAUGAAAUCCGUGGCAGCGAGUGUGCUUACAAAAUAUCGUUUGAAGCCAUUUCCAGGGCACAAGAUACAGUACAGUGUGUCUCUCACACUCUGUUUAUGA